This is a messenger RNA of Stegodyphus dumicola, 6999 nucleotides long. RefSeq lists its product as uncharacterized. The record is from RefSeq and is a predicted model, not a curated record. Lineage: Eukaryota; Metazoa; Arthropoda; Arachnida; Araneae; Eresidae.
UAUUUUUAAGGUCAGACGGAUAACAGAAGAGUAAAUUCAUAUGGAAUCGUAGUGAUAUACUGUUAUGGAGGCUCACUUCGUUCGCUGCUUUCUUUUGAGAACAGUCGCUGCGUGAUGUGGAAUAUGAACGACAUGUGAAUAGUUGAAUCUUAAAAGAAAUAAAUUCACUUCUGGACUGCAGCAACUGAUACAGCAUCGUUUGGAUUUAUUUGAUUUCUCAUCUUGGCUUGAAAAAAACGAAAAGCAAGAUUUUUCAGAUUUUUAUGAGUGUAUCAAAUAGGAAUGUGGGGUUGCAGUGCAAUACUGAUGUAAGUACAGAGUGAUUGCUGAUUCUUGCAAGCAAAGGCCACAAGUAUCUGUGAAUACAUAGCAGUUCUCUGCAAUUAUCGAUGCAUCCGGUUUGAGUUGUUUUCCUCCUGACUGCCAACCAAGAUUGCGAAAUUAAUUGGAUUGUUUUUAGCAGAAUCUCAGGUGUUUCUGAUACUCCCAGUGAGUAAUCGGACAGCACUCUGAGGCAUCUCCAAGCUUCUGUGUCUCCUGUUUAUCCGCUUUUGUGGUUGCCUUGGCAACGACGAAAAGGAAGAAGGAGAAAUUCCGAGCCCCUUUAUCCAACAGGAAAAGCCUGCACGCAACAGUUAUUGCGAACUGCCUCGUCCAAUAUUUUCCCGGACACAAAAUGAGUAGGAAGUAACAUCUGGAGUUGUACUACGCCUUUCUUCGUUUAGGAACUGAAGCAAAAUGAAGAUCAUUUUGGUGAAUUUCGCCAACAUUUUCAUUAACGUGAGGAAGAAAAGAUAAACUGCCAUCAUUUUCUAACAGCAUGUGACCAUCAGAGGUCACGUAUUUAAAAAAUAGGCAAAAAAAAAAGGGGACAUGCAUGUGAUCGUUAAAUUCAGAUCGCUCAGAAUCAAAUUCUCGUAAAACUUCGAUACAAGAGAACAAGUGACAAUACAAUAAGCAUUGGUCUCCAUUUCGAUUGAAGUUUAUAAAAAAAUAACCUGCAGAGAUUUUUGUUUGGUCAUUCACAGGAGAUACGUCACCGGAAGAUGAAGAUCGAAACGGAAGUGGACCAUUCGCUAUAUGCGUUCACUUCCGCGGAAGGUAAGAGCGGCGGCGGGGUAGGGACAGGAUGCUCCGUGAACGGCGGAGGGCUGCCUCCCAUUGCGCAGGACAGCGAGCGAUCAUCGAUCGACCGCCCCGAACGGCAGCUGACACCGCCGGGAUGCGGUGGGUGUGGUUCGAGCGGCACUGGCGAAAACAACACGAACGGCGAUGUUUCCCUGACAUCCGUGUUUGACUGCGAACACUUUCAGUUCAUAGACGAAGAGGAGGAGUUCCUGGAAGAUGAUGUGCCGGCGACCGAAACGUCGACGGGGGAAGCCCCGGCAAACUGUAAUACUCCUGCAUUCGUCAACGGGACGAACGGUAUGCCACCGCCGCGACACUGUGCGACGUCGGGCAGCCAUCUUUCCAGCGAGCAGAAGGAUUCUGAUUUAUGUUCCGGAGACAACCCAGUGGAGGUGAGUAACCAACUUCCACAACAUUCGCGCGAAACGGACAUGAGUGAUUCCGAACCUUCCGCGAUUUCUAAGAGCCACGCGGUCAAAAGGCAGGUCAGUUUCGAUGAUGCCGCCGCCGAUGGCUCUCGCGAGCCAAAUUCCACUACGAAAGAAUUGAGAUCCCUUUUAAAGAAAAGUAGUAAAUGUAGUAAUAGGCAAAAAGGUAGAGUGACAUUUGAUGAAGCAGUUACGUUAUAUUCGGACGAAAGUGAAGAUGUCCAAUUAAUACCCCUCACCACAGGGCCUGAAAUAGUAUGCACAGAAGUAUUUUAUAUGUUUGAACCUCCGAUAGAAUACCAGGAUGUGCCUCCUUUUGAACCUCCCGCCGAAUAUCGAGAUCCUGAUGAAAUGUCCGCUCCCGAAGUGCGCGUACCCGUAGAAAAUGUUGACCAACCUGCUCAGAAUGAUUCUGAUAGUUAUGAAUUAACAAAUGGAGUAGCGAAUGAUAAUUGUUCCCCAGAAAUGGUUAUUACUGAUGUUCUAGAUGCCAAAGUGGCAGAACUCUCAUCAACAGUAGAUGAUCGCAGUGACGUCGCUGUUUCUCUCGAAACGGAAAAUAUCGACAGUGCCGCUGACGAGAUUAAAAAUGAUAGUAUUGACUCUAAUCAGCUUCAGAAAGAGUCCAGUGAAGAAAGUGACAAACUUUUUGAAAGGUUUCUGGAAGCGGAGAGGGAAUUUGCUGUUGAUGAAGAACUAAACAGCGUAUUCCAUGAGCUUGACAGUGAUUUCUCUAAUGAUGCUAGAAAUGGAGCUUUUGACGAUAAUUUUUUUAGAAAAUUAAUUAGUCUGUUAUCCUCUGCUGAAGGAGAAGGUACAGUUGAAGAUGGUGACAUUUUCUCAUCUACAAAAUUCGCGAAUUCAUCAGAAGAUGUGGAUCGCGAAAUAGAAGAUGACGAUAACAGUCAAACUCAUUCAAGAACUCUCUCUGAAGCUGAUAGUGAUUGUAGUAUAUCAUCUCAGGACACAAUUAUUGUGAGAUUAGGUGAUGAAGAAAAUGAACAAAAUUCGAAUGAUCUGAAUGAUAACUUCCCUGAUAAAGCCAAAGAGAUCGAUGUCCCUGAAGUGUCUGCCGAUAACUGUGAUGCUAUCUUGAGCGAGAAAAAAGAAAAUUAUGACGAGGUCUUCAGAGAAAAUUCGGAUAACCUGUCUUCAAAUGAAAAACCACGUCCUUUGCCCCGGGAAUCGCUGUUGCCCAAAAAUGCACAAAUAGUUUCAACUAAGAUAGAUAAAGUCAAUGAAGAAAGUUUGAGCAGACAAAGUUCUGGUGAACAGUCAGUUAAUAGUGGGAAUUCUCAAGAUCCACCUCAAGAUGCUGAUGACUCUACUUCUUCCGAUUCUCGUAGUGGUGAAGUGGAAGAAGAAAUCAGAUUAGAUGACAUUGGUUAUGAUGAGGAAGAUGCUGAUGAUUAUGAUGAAGAGAGCUUCAGAGGUAUGGCUCAUGGUAAUUCAAAGAUUAGGAGAAUUAUAAAAAAGAAUGCUUUGCAGUGUUCCCUGUUUAGAGGAAUAGAAGCGAAACGUCGUCAACAACCAGGAGCAAAAUAUCCGCGACCUAAAUCGCCUUUGCUUUCCCAAGAAUCUCUAGUAGAGAAACUCAAAUGGUUGACAACAAUUGAUGAACACAAAGAUGUUGAUGCACCCUUAAAUUUUCAUUCCAAACCCCCAGAUGUUAUUCUUUCCACUGGUGGUGUACCUGUUAAUGGUUCUAUGGGUCACAGUGCUUCAUCUGAGGACGAUAUAGGCAACCAGUCUUCUUUGAAUUAUCAGCAUCCACAAUUUUAUCAAAUGCAGCCGAGACUUGUUCUGCCGCAUAAUAGUAAAGGUGGCUAUUACGUGCGACAUGAUGGUUAUCCUCCAACUCAUCAUCCUUCUUUACCCCGUCAACGAAUGCCAUUUUCAGGACAUUCACCACAAAUAAUGCCGCACACAUCCCCGUAUCCUCCUAAUCGUAUGGUGUCUCAUCCGACUUCACAGGUACAGUGGCCUGAGCAUCGACCCAUGACCUCCAUGACUGUGCCUAGAAAUUUUCGUGAUUGGAGGGUGAUUCAAAGAGUUAUGGUAAAUAGGAAUGGUGACAGCAGUUCUCGACCAUCACAAGUACCAGCUGAUUAUAUUAGAUGUCCGAAUGGUGGUGUUUCUGCCUAUCCAGUUAAUGUUUUGCCUGAUGUAAGCAGAGCAACUCCAACAUCAGGUAAUAAAGAUGAGUUAGAAAAAUUUGUAGAGCAGGAUUCUAAGCGAAUAGAAAGAAUACGUAAAAGAUACAGUGUGGCUGAAGAAGAAGAUGAUCCGACUUUUGGAUUCGCUCGAAGGCCCUCGGUACGCGGAGUUCAAAGCCAAAUCCAGUCCAACCCGUCCGAAACUAUUCAAGGCCACGGUACAAACAAAGUAGAUCCUUAUACAGUAUUCGAAGAAACUGCACAGGGACCACCUUUACAUCAUCCGAGACCUACUUCAUAUAGUGCUGAUCAGUCAAGAGUUUGGAACCGUGAUCCAAAAUGGAGACCAGAAAAUAUCAGUCAGUCUCAACUUUACGGACCUUCACAGCAAACUGGUAGAACUCAAGUACCCAUGCACAUUCAUAGGGCUUCAGUUGCUUUGACAGAACUCCCCGGAAGCGCGACAAUACCUUACACUCAUCGAAAGCCCCAUUCGGAUACCAGGUACCAUUCUUACGCUGAGAGCAUGUACGGAAGUACAAGGACAUUGCCCACGAAAGGAUGGAUGCCACCUGAUUCGAGAAUAUGCCAUAAUGUACCCGCACCUUCAGCAGCUCAUCAGACUUUACAAAUAACAACUGUUCCAUUACCAGCAGUAUCACCCCCAAUGUUACAAGUUCCUCCUCAUCCCAUAGCUUCGAAAGACGAAAGAGGAGUUCCUGAGGGGGCUAGCUCAUCCCCUAAAAUCUCAUCUGAUUCUUUGUACCAUGCUCCUGUGCCUGAUACUAUAGCGACUGGGGGGUCGCGUAAAGAAGAUGGAGUCAUUUACUACUCGUUGAAUGUUUGACGUGCUUUUAUGGUCUGCAGUGAUAGAUUGUUACUUUAUAAAGGACGCUGACAGCGAUGUGCGGUCUUCCGAAAUGUGUGAAACAUGAAAGUGAACGUGUUGUAACAGCAUUUAUCUAUUUGUAUUCACCAUUUCUGUAAAACAUACAAAAUUCACUUUUAGUUCAAGGGUCUUACAUGCAGACAAUUUUCAUUUCACAGAAAGUCUUCCGAAUACCGACUUUUAGCAAAUCAGUCUGAUUGUUUAACGGUAAGUGACUGCUGAUAGUUUUAUUUAAGUAUACAUACAUAGUGUUACGUGAAAGGCAAGCGUGUUCAUAUGUCUAAAAAAAAUUUUUACUGCUUUACUUGUUCAUAAAGUAUUAUAAAUCCUAUCUUAAUUUUUAAUAUAUUCUUUCAUGUAUUGUCUUACAUGAAUGCUGGUUUUUGCUACUUUUAAGAAAAGGAAAAAAACAGAUAAAUUGUAAAGAGUGUGUUUAUUUUCCCUUUUUAAUGCAGUCAUAUAAAAUUCUGUAUGCCUUUAUUUUGAUAAGUAUAUGAGAUCUUCUAUCUGAUUUUCAAUCUGUUUUUAUAAUAUAUCUCUGACAAUAUUUAAAAAUGGACUUUAAAAUAUUCUUUCCUUUUACCCUGUAUUCUUGAUAUACAAGGUGCUUUUAAUGAUUUAAUAUUAUAUUUGACAAACUGAUUAUAAAUCCUUCAAAUGAAGUCUUUUUGUGUCAUGUGUAAUCUUAGGAUAUAUAACGUUAUUUCAUGUUAUAUAACUUUUGUCAUUUUAACUUAUUUUUUCCACAAAUAAGUAACAAUAAUCUCUGACUCUUAUUCUUAUUUGUAUUGUUAUAACUAUGCAAAUGUAAAAUCUAUAGACACAAUAAUUGAAUGUAUUUAAAAGUAUUUUUAAAUACUUUAACGUUUGUACUAAAUUUGUCUUAUCUAUUUGAAUUUGAUCAAAUCAUACGACAAUCAGUAGCAAUUACUGAAUACGACAGUUACAGUAAAAGAUGGAAAAAUGGGAAGCGCUUAAAUAACUAAGUGAAAAGCAGUCUUAAAAGUUAUUUGAAAGGCCUCAUAAAACUUCAUCAGAUAGAAUGAAGAAAUCUAGCAGUCUCUCUGUUAGUUUAACUCGCUUAGAACAUCGCGCUUUUGGCUUUUCCAGUUUUACCAGCGAAUCUGCUGUUUUCUGAGAAAAGAAAUUUAUUUUACCUGUGUGGAUAAAAGUACACAUAGCUGUACAGUGACAGUUUCCGAUAUACAUAGGCGACGAGACUUAUUAAAAUAUCGAAAAAAGCAUGUAAUCACUCGAAGAUUUUUAGAGAAUAAAAAGGUAAUUUAUUUUUGAAAAAGAGUAAAUUUUAUUAUAAAUAGUAGAGUGACAAUGUUAAAGGACAUAUAUUUUUUUCCUGUAGUUAAUAGAUGUUGGUUUUUAAUGUUUAACUUGAGGAAAAAAAAAAAAAAGAUAUAUUUCAUAUAUGAUGAAGAAAAUGAUGCAUAGAUAUUUUUGAGUUUGCAUUGGUAAAUGAUAAAUCUGAAUUAUAAUUAACCAUCAUACAAUAGUUAAAAAAUUAUGCUAUUAUCAUAUAAAAUUUAUUUUAAUUGCAUAAUAUAUGGAAGCCUGUGAUUUAUAAUACUUAAAAAGCACAUAUCUGACAUAUCGCGUUUUUUCUAGACGUCAGAAAAUUGCUGUAUACAGAGUUUCCUAAAAAUUAUAUAAAUUGAAUUCAUUUGAUGUUGUUAAGUUUUCGUAUGAUAACAGUACAAUAGAUGUUUAGAUGUUUCAUUAUAUUAUUAUUAUAUUAUAAUUAAAAAAGUUUAAAAAUUUAGACUCUUCUGUAACAGUAUGAUCAAAAUAAGGUCAUCCAUAUGUUAGGAGCUUAAAUUCUACAAAUCGCUCAAACAUAGAAAGUUUUUAUUGGCAUUGUUUUCCCUAUAUGUAAACUCCUUGUAAAUAACACCAUUCUCCGAGCGAAUCGAAAUUUUCGAUCGCUUUUUCAGCCCAAAAUAUAGAUGACAUUUAUUUCUCUCAGAAGUUUUUGAUCCUGUACUUAAAAACAAAAAAAUUAAUAUUGCCGUGUGCCUAUAGAUUUUGUUUAUGAGUAAACAAUUUUUUGUACGCAAAGAACCAAUUGUUGCAAUACGUUCAUGUAUCUGUGAGCUUUUGAAUGAGAAUUUUGUGAACAUUUCUACAGUGUAUCGGAGUUCAAUGUGUAUGAUCAAAUAUAUAAAAUAACCUGUACAUAAUGUUACAACACACUUAUAAAAUUACUUACACUACCAUCAAUAUAAAUAGAUCUGUAAAUGAUAUGUAAAGUCAAAGGUAGUGAAAAUAUUAUUUUAGUUAUAUUGCAUUUUGUUAAAGAGAGAUAUAAGAAUUUGUAUGUUGCUAGAUAGUUAUAUAAAUUGCACAAGCUAAAAGUGUUUUUCAUUUAAUAUAUGAUUUUUCAGUA